Acanthoscelides obtectus is the source of this 2556-nucleotide messenger RNA. The record is from the annotation of a GenBank genome assembly. NCBI's taxonomy places the organism in Eukaryota, Metazoa, Arthropoda, Insecta, Coleoptera, Chrysomelidae.
UGGCCUGUCAAAGUUGCAGCACGUAACUAGGGCGGGGAGGUUGCAGUUCCGUGGUAUCUCGAUUUUCGUCCGGAAAAACCGUGAAAAUAUCCUUCGGUCGUUGUUUUCGUGUGACAAAAAUCUCGCGGGACUCUGUGGACAAUGGAUAUUUCUUAGUGAUUGUGGUGUUUGGUAGUGAUUCCUGAAAAUACAGCACGUCGAAAUGCGCCACUACUGUACCAGAGAUUCUCCAACAAUGUGGAUAAAGUGAGAACGCGUGACCAGCAGUAAACCACUAUGCGCUCUCCUCCGACCAAAACGGACAAGAGCCCGAAAAAGGUGGUCACAAAAUAUUCUGCACCACGAAAAAAGAAAAUGGCUGAUUUAAAACCUCCGGUGCGUGACACCGUAUCGGAGACAAUAUCUUUUGUCAUCAAGGGAAAACUGACCCCUAUAAAACCGAUCCUUUUAGAGAAUAAACUGAAUCUACUUGGGAGGGUUAACAAGCGAAAUAACAAGGAAGGAAAAGUCGUGAAAAGGCCGAGAACAGUUACUAAGCAAGCUGCUGCGGUACCUGCUAAUAGAAAACAAAAACAGGAUCUUGCAAAAAAUAAAGUUCAAACAAAAACUGCCAAAAAACCAAGUGCCCAGACUACUAGCGAUAAAAAGAGCAAAAUUUUGGUUGGUGUGAUCCCAGAAUCACCAAGGAAACCUUCUAAAAGGACUGCUAAACCUGAUAAACCUGUCAAAAUUGUAAGAAAAGCUCCAAUUAGCAAACCGAGGAAAAUCAAAAAUGAAUCUGACACCGAGCUUCCUAAAACGGUGAAAAAACCGACAAUAAAGAAGAUGAAGAAUAUUGCCAAAAUUGAGAGGUUGGACGUUGAAAAUGUUCAAAAAGAUACAAAAAUCGAAUCAACUGAAGAAAACAAAGACAAACAUUUUCUUCAGGAGGUUAAACUUAAACCAGUGGUGAAGAGAAAAAAGCCGAUAAACGUUAAACCUAUAAAAAAGAAAAGCGUUGAAUCAAAAAUAGCUAUCAAACCAAAGAAGGUAGUGCAAAAACAAAAGCAGGACCUAAAAACUGAAAAGUCAUCCGUAAAAGUUGCACCUCCACUAGUUGUGGUAAAAACUGAAGCACCUAGUCCACCACCUGAAGGUACAGUUGAUCCUAUUGUACCCCAGGAACCGGCCAAGAUCAAAACAGAAAUAGAAGAUAAAGAAGAACCUGUUGUAAAGAAGCGCGCUUACAAGAAGCUCAAGAUUCAACCAAAGAUCCAAAUCGUAAAAAAACGAGUGAAAAGCAAAGAUCCAGAUACUGAUGGUCAAAGAUGUAAAACGAAACUCUUCGGAUUUUGGAAUGGACCGAAACGUCACAGAGUCGCGUCUUUAAACGCACUAGCUAAGGUUCAAUGUUUAUACGAUAAUGAAGGUAAAGGAAACCUCCUUGACCUCAUGGAGGAACAAAGUCGCUUGGAAUACAUCGCGAAAGUCGAGUCUUUGAAACUGGCCCAAAAAAUGGCAGUGACAAAGAAAGAGCCUUCCAAGAGUAGCAGGGAGAGUACUCCUGAGCCUCCGACGAGGACAUUGAGGUCAGUUCCUGGGUUAAGGGCAGUCGGUAAGCAUUGGGAGCACUCAGAUUCCAGUUCUAGUUCAGACGAGAGUGAUGUGCCUAUCAUGCAGAUCAAACAGGAGAAGGUGGAUGCCAAAGAAGGUGGUCAAGAAGAGGAGAAGCAAAGUGGUGCUGGUCAGAAGAAGAAACGUGGCAAGAAUGAGCUGGUGAUGGACCUCAAGGAUAUGGUGGUGCGAAAGAGGAUGGCAAGCCUGAACGCGACCGCGAUCUUAGCGGCCAGUUACUCCACUGAAAAGCGUCAGACAUCAAAGACCAAGAACGAUGAUUCCUCCUCAGACGAAAGUGGCUCGUCCGAGGAGUAUUUCGCGGCUAAUAAAUCACAGGUUAAAGAGGAGGUGCCUGAGGACGAUGAAAAGAAGGAAGAAGACAGGAAAAUGAUUGAGGUCCGCGCAAGUCCAAACAAAAAGGUAGCCGUGAUCCUGAACCACCAGGACACCGCCGACGUUACCAUAACCGGCGUGUACGUGAACAGUACCACCAGAUCAACGCGGCACGAGGGGUACUGCAGCAUCGCCGGGAUGCAGUACCGGAUAUCCGCCACCAGCCAUACGCAGACGGCAGCGGCGGCCGCAGUGGCGACGGCGGAAACGUUGCUCAGGAGUGGGGAGGCGCAACAGCAGCAGGAGAAUGUCCCCGUGGACUCUCCUACAGCCAGUUGUUCCGGUACGUCCUCCAAGUCGUACACCCCGCUGGACGCGUUGUCCAGUAUGCAACCACCUUCUGCACCGCCUGGCAUUCACCAUCAUCACCAUCACCAACACGUGAUGACCACCGGACCACCACCGCCACCGCAACACGUGCUUCAUGCCACGCAUCAGCUGUCACCUGGACUGCGUCAUGGUUGCUCUAGUGCAUUUUCAUCGCCCCAUUCAACCCCAGGCUAUCAUCCACCGAUUCAGGGUGAAGCAGGAUACGUUCACGAUAAAACGUGCGCAAUUGAUUGCUAA